Molecule: messenger RNA, 609 nt
Organism: Trichoderma gamsii
Lineage: Eukaryota; Fungi; Ascomycota; Sordariomycetes; Hypocreales; Hypocreaceae
Product: retinol dehydrogenase 13
Exons: 5
Coding region: 1-609 (202 amino acids)
Source: RefSeq, a predicted model, not a curated record
AUGGCUCCAGCAAAUUAUCAGAUGUCAAAGGACGGUAUUGAGAUGCAAUUUGCGUCCAACCAUAUUGGGCAUUUCUUGCUAACCAAUUUGCUGGUCCCCGAGAUCAAGAAGGGAAAUGGUGUUGUAGCCAAUGUCGCCAGCGGUGGCUACCAGAUCGCCGACCCGGACUUUGAGGAUGUAAACUUCAAUGACGGCAAGGCAUAUAGUCCAUGGGUAGCCUACGGCAGAUCCGAAGGCGCUAAUAUUCUCUUUACUGUUGCGCUUGCGAAACCCUUUAUUGGUUUCGGUUGCGCCGCUUUCUCUGUUAACCCAGGCUAUGUCGAAGGUACACCCUUACAGAAGAAUUCCUCCAUUACUCCGGACGAUAUGCUGGCAGGGUUUAAGAUUGCGACCGAGAGAGAUGUAGCUGCAAAUGAAAUAACCCCGAGAAGCGUCGAGCAAGGCGCUGCAACGAUAAUCUUAUCAGUUCUGGACGAGAAUCUCCGUGAGUAUUCAAGGGCCUAUCUUGACUAUUGCCAACUUGGUGAGGCUAAAGAGUAUGUCAUGAAAGUCGAAACUGCCGAGGCACUUUGGAUGCUAAGCGAAAGUCUUGUCGGAGAGAAAUUCUAA